Prorocentrum cordatum is the source of this 480-nucleotide messenger RNA. NCBI's taxonomy places the organism in Eukaryota, Dinophyceae, Prorocentrales, Prorocentraceae. The record is from the annotation of a GenBank genome assembly.
GCCCAGGGCCGCCAAAGGGGGGAUUCCCCCAGCCGGGCCGGGCACCAGACGCCGAGCGCGGGCUGCUGCAGCCUCUUGGAGUCCAGCGAGAUCCCGCCCGCGCAGGCCAUCAGCGUGGACCUCGCGAACGAGCGCACGCUGCUGGCCUGGUGCCGUACUGGCCUGGCCGUCAUCCGCACCGUGUUCUCUUUCGCGACGCUGCAGGGCCUGACGAAGGGCGCUCUGGCAGUCGACGUCCUCGUGACCGUCGUGCUCGCGUUUGCCAGCCUCGCGAUGCUGCUUGUGGGGUGGCAGCGGUUCGGCGCCGUGCGGAAGGGUCAGAUGGGAGAUCCUGGUGUCAGGCGCGUCUCUGUGCUGCCGGUGUUCUCGAUGCUCGUUACCGUGGCGGCAAUAAGUUUCUUCGUCUCCAUGGUGCGACAGCCCCUGAGGUUUGUUCGGGACCUGCAGGAGGUCGGGAUGGACGUGAUGGCAUACGGCUGA